UGGCAAUGCUACUUGCAUCUGUCCUAUUCUAAAAUUUGUUUUCGAAUUUGGAAGACAGUUUAAUACUUUAAUUGAAAUUUUCUGCAACGAAUGUGUCACAAGGAGAUAGAUGUAGAAGAAUAGUGUGCUAUCUCUAGUUGAAAAAGAGGAUUAUAUACACACGCAUGCCGCUCAAAAGGAAGCAACAUGACAAUUCCUUUGUCCUUGAUUGACGUGUACAUACUGUUUGCGUUUUUUUUCCAGCGGUGUGCAUUGCCCAGCCAGACAGGGGCAGCCCACGCAGUAAAUGCUCGGGAGGACUCAUCCCAGCAUCCACCUCGGCAUCGGCUUGUACACGAGCUUUAUGCGCUACUGCCUCUUCGACGUCAACCUUAUCCACGUUUAUUUCCCCAUUGAGUGACCGCGGUGAAUACAGGUAUCUUUGCAGGAUAUGCGGAUUCAUGGCUAAACGUCGCAAGCAAGCUCUAGAACAUCAAUACAAACAUCUUGAAAACUAUCCAUACCAAUGCAGUAAGUGUGACUACGGAACUGUACGGAGCUUCAAUCUUAAACGCCAUUAUGGCCGUAUUCACUCGAUUGUAGCGACGGAUGUUUCCGACGACGAGAACACGGGUGAGACGGACACAGGUGGUCGAGGUUCCGAUUUGAAGCAAACGGAAUACCACCCACAUCAUCAUCACCACCAUCACCAUUCUCAGCUCCAACAGCAGCAGGCACAGCCACAGGCAUACAUUAAACAACGUGAUCAAGAGCAAAGGCCAGCAGAGCAUCAACAGCAGCUGCAACAGCAAACUCAGCUCGAACAGCAGUAUCGUCGUUGCGCGCUUGUCGAGUCAUCAUCGGAGCAGGAACAUCAUCAUCGUUAUCAGCAACAGCAGGAGCAACAACAACAACAACAGCAUGAACAACAAGAAGUGCGUAGGCGUGAUCAACUUGCGCCACAACACAGGCAGCAGGUCAACUCAGCGGCAGAACAUCCUGUAAACACUGACGCCUCCGAUCUCACAACAGAUAACUGCACGGCUAUAGCGACCGAAGUGACAAGCAGUCAUAGCGGGUGCAGCAACAACAAGACCCAGCUAUCAGCUACGGACAGUCGUUGCAUUAUUUGUACUCCGAAUACGACACCUCCAAUUGUUCCAGUGGGAACCCAGUCCGUUGUGUCGACACAAUUAGAUAUUUCUGGCAGAUGUCGGCCUUCGCCACAGGUGACCAUAUCUCUUACAGCCGGUACCGUGGCGACGGUUACCACAACUACUAGAAUCGGUAUCGUUGCUCAGCAGUCGCAGAUAUUUACUUCAACGCCUGUUACCGCAUUCGGGACUCCCCCGACUGCCAAGAGACCUCUGCUCGUUGCUGUUCCUGGCGUCGGAGCAAUAGCUCCAUCAGUGGGAGGUGCGAGCACAAAUCUGUCUUCGGCAAUUCCAUUCGCGGCCCAAGCUCUUCAAGAACUAAGCAGAGCGCCCCGUCUCGGCGUGUUCACGCAGCAGUCGCAACAGCAGCACCAAAUAGAAUCUCACCAGGCUUUGCUUAGCCAGCCAGUAGGACGUGAUCAGUCGAAUUCUUUAAUGGUCGCCGAGUACUCGCGACCUCUUUGCAGUACACCAACAUUGUUACGAACGAUGACGCCUGUUGGGUAUGCAUCGGCUAUUAGUGCUGGAGGGGAUUCCGGACUCUUCACAUCCAUUAUAGACGAUCCUCCAGAAACAGAUGGCCCUGAGGAAAUUAUCGAAGAACAACAGCAUCCGCAUCAAAAACAGCUCUCACCGAUGUCCACUGCCAACUCCGGUAACAUUCAAACAACCUCAACUUGUGCAAAUGUAUCCGAAUUCACUCCACAAAGCAGCAGAGAAUUUCUCGAUGACCCUAACACAAUUAUGCAACAACGUUUGCGGAGUGUAUGCCCUCCUGAAGAACGGGGAGAACGACUCAGUCCUCCUACGGGGGCUGCCAGACGCAAAUUUCGACUGCCAUAUCAGUUUGCUUCAGGAGCAGCAUUAGCAGCAGCCACUUCAGGUGGAUGCAACCCUUGCAGCAGCAGAGUCUCACCGGAUUUAUCAUCAUCUCGAAAUCUCAGAACGGCAAUAUUCAAAUCUAACCGGAGCGUCCGGCGUCAUUCGAUGAAUCUCGCGGAAGGCAGUGAGCCCAGGGAGAUUCAGAACAGGCGCAUUCAGAACAGGCGUGACAGGAGAAGAAGCAAGAAACGUCCCACAACUGCGCGUGCUGUUAAUGAAGAGAGUUCUUCCUGUUCAGAAGGUGGGGGCACACGUCACGAGGAAACCACUAGCGACAGUGACUGCCUCGUUAUCGAAGAAGCGACUUCGGACAUGGACGAUAUGUCAUAGUCAUAGCCGCUUCGUUAAGUAAUCGAGGAUCGAUCUAAUUAUAAUAUAUUAUAACUGCUGGUCUCGAAACUCGAAAAGACUGCACAGAUGUAAAAUAUUUAGGCUUACAGUCGAUUAUAAAUCUACGCAUAUAAAUAUAUAUAUAUUGUUUAUUGUUGGCGAGAAAUAGGUGUUGGAGCUUCUAAAAUGCUAAUGAGUGCAUGGAGAAACUUAAACAUCGUUCUUGUUAAUAAUGACGAUCACGUGCUCAAGUGUUCGAUGUUUCCAAAGAGAAUGUUUACAAAAACAAACAAAUAUGAGCCAAGCAAAGUCACAAGUGUUUACACUUGAUUUAUGUUUAUCGUUGCUGCUAUUCUAAAGCACAUAGUCCAUGGCCACCUCGUGCAUUAAACGCUAACUCUUCUCUCAAGCAUUAAUCAAAUCAAUGCCAAAGCUUGACAAUGGCCUGUUUAUAGGCUUUGUAGAACGAUUUCUACGGAGAUGUUCUGCAUAUCGUGCAAGUAUAUAAAAUAUCUAUCGAGCCAAUAUUAAUUGAAAGGAACUAAAUAAUAUGAAACUAUUUUUGCGUACGUCUUCCGCAUAUAGAACUUACACAAGUACACAUCGUGGUAACCACUUAGGUAUGCGUUAUGUUAAUGCUAAGUCAGCGCGUCUUGUCGAACGCAAUGCCGCCAGCCUACUACGAAAAAUAGAAAA
Varroa destructor (honeybee mite) is the source of this 3041-nucleotide messenger RNA. RefSeq lists its product as uncharacterized. The record is from RefSeq and is a predicted model, not a curated record. NCBI's taxonomy places the organism in Eukaryota, Metazoa, Arthropoda, Arachnida, Mesostigmata, Varroidae.